GGAUGUGUUGCUGUUCCUGUGAUAGAUGGUGCUAUGCUGGUGCUGUACUGGUGCUGCAAAAGACCCAUUACACUGAUGCCAUGAUAGUUCUGCUACACCAUCAACAAACAAAGCUCUGCAGGCUGAGGCGGCGAGACGAGCACUGAUGAAGAAGUGAUGACACGGGACAGAUUCAGCCAUAUUUCAUCCAGCAUGUUUCAUACACUGGUUGAUUUCCCCUGGAUCCACUGCUCACACGUAGAAGAGCGGCGCCACAAUAACCCGGCGCAGCAGGAAGCACUGAACCUAAAGUUGGAACAAUGCCUGAUUCACCAGCUGAUGUGAAAACCCAAUCCAGGUCGACUCCACCCACCAUGCCACCUCCGCCACCUGCAGUGAGCCAGGUCACCAAUCGCAACGCUUCAUUCACACCCACAACAAUGCUGAACGGAAGCAGCCACUCGCCCACGGCGCUGAACGGAGCCCCGUCCACUCCCAACGGCUUCAGCAACGGGCCGGCCGGAUCGUCCACGGCGGCGCUGCCCACCCAGCAGCUUCCCCCGGCGUGCGGUGCCCGCCAGCUCUGUAAACUCAAGCGCUUCCUGACCACGCUGCAGCAGUUCGGCAAUGAUAUCUCACCUGAGAUCGGGGAACGUGUACGCAGCCUGGUGCUCGGCCUCGUGAACUCAACUCUCACCAUCGAGGAGUUUCACUCCAAACUUCAAGAGGCCACCAACUUCCCUCUCCGACCCUUCGUCAUCCCUUUCCUCAAGGCAAACCUGCCCCUGUUGCAAAGGGAGCUGCUGCACUGCGCCCGCCUGGCUAAACAGACCCCGGCGCAGUACCUCGCCCAACACGAACAGCUGCUGCUGGACGCCAACGCUAACUCUCCGCUCGACUCCUCCGAAAUCCUGCUCGAGCUCAACGAGCACGGCAAGAGGAGGACGCCCGAGAGGACCAAAGAGCCAGGAGGCGAGAGGGACGGCCUGCACGCCGAGCAUCUGGCCAAGCGGCCGUGCACGGUCAGCCCGAGUCAGCGCUUCAGUCCGAGCAGCGGCAUCGCGGCCCACGCUCCACCCAACGGCCUGCCGGCCCACGCUCCACCCAACGGCCUGCCGGCUCACCCGCCCAACGGCCUGGCCCACCCCAGCGGCCCCGGCCCGCAGCAGUACCGUCUGGAGGACAUGGCCCUGGCACACCACUACAGAGACGCCUACAGGCACGCCGAGCACAGGGACGCCCGCGAACGCCACCGCCAGACAGCUGUUCACGGGGCGCGUCAGGAGGAGGUCAUCGAUCACCGGCUCACCGACCGUGAGUGGGCUGAGGAGUGGAAGCACCUGGAUAACUUGUUGAACUGUAUCAUGGACAUGGUGGAGAAGACGCGGCGCUCUCUGACCGUGCUGCGUCGCUGCCAGGAGGCCGACCGCGAGGAGAUGAACCACUGGAUUCGACGCUACAGUGAUGUGGAGGAUAUGAAAAAAGCAGACAUCCACCGAGACUUUCUUCACCGGCCGCCUUCCGGGUACCUGCCCGAAGAGAUCUGGAGGAAAGCAGGUGCCCCCAGUAUCCCGCUCUCCCCAGCACUAAAGCAACUGCACAGCAAGCAGGAGGAGGCGGUGAACGAGGUGAAGCGGCAGGCCAUGUCCGAGCUGCAGAAGGCCGUGUCGGACGCCGAGAGGAAAGCCCACGAUAUGAUCUCGGCCGAGCGCUCCAAGAUGGAGAGGGCGCUAGCCGAGGCCAAGAGACAGGCUUCAGAGAACGCGCUGUCCGUCAUAAACCAGCAGGAGGACUCCAGCGAGAGCUGCUGGAACUGCGGCCGGAAGGCGAGCGAGACAUGCAGCGGCUGUAACACGGCGCGUUACUGCGGCUCCUUCUGUCAGCACAAGGACUGGGAGAAGCACCAUCACGUCUGUGGCCAGACUCUACAGGGCCUGCCCGGGGGCAGCAGCGUCCCGCUCGGCACCCCCUCCUCGUCCUCCUUAUCUUCUUCCUCCUCGUCUUCGUCCUGUGCUCCACCCACGCGCUCCGAGAGCACCACUCCCGGCCCCCUCUCGCUGGGCGUCCCAUCCGCUGGCGGAGGUAGCCCGAAAGACGCCGGCUCCAGCGGCGCCUCACGCUCCACCACGCCCGCUACCCCGGCCCUGCUGGACUCCUCCUCUCGCUGAGCCCCGGUCCCGUCCGGUCUGGGCAUGCUCACCGUUAUAUCGUUAAAGCUACUACUGCUGCUGCUGCUGCUGCUGCUGCUGCACCUGCACCCAAAAGGAAGCUGAAAAUUUUCCAAAUCUGCGCACUUCUUCCCUCUUAACGUCUACCUGAAGCUUUAGUUUUGACUCUCCGAGCCGCGAUACGAUAGGAACGCGAACGUUCCCGUGAGAACACGUCUUGCUCACGCCCAGAAUCAGUUGGGAUCGGUUAUUUAUUUGACGCCUGGGUUAUUUUAUUUAAAUAAACAGUGUAAAUACGAAAGCAUGCGCGGAGGCAGCUCACGCCCCAUACACUCCGUCCUCCGAGCUCCAUCACACAAAGCGCCGGGACUUUUUAAAGAGGCUCAGAUAAGGGAGGAAGACUCCGGACACGUGCUUUUCACUUCUCUUCUAUCUGGGUUACGGAAGGGCGACAGACUUUCUCUUUUCCCUCCUACGUUCCUUACACCACAGAUUUUCUCUCCCGGUCUGUUUUUUUGGCUUUAAAAGAUUCCAAAAAUCCAAAAUAAUAAUACUAAUAAUAAUAAUAAAGAGACCUGAUAACUACCUUGCUAGCGAGCCAAGAAAAACCUACGCCGGACUCACCUCUCCGCUCUGACGUGAACCCAAAUAAAAAACGACCUGAUCCAAACCUUUUUUAAACACACUGCCAAAGUCUCAAGGAGAAGCGCUCGGAACCAAACGCGGACGGCAAGGAGAAACGAGCCUCCUUCCUCUCACUGUGCCCCCCCCCCCCCCCCCCACCUUUUUCUGUACAUGAAAAAAAACAAAGCGAGGACGUCUGAACUGCGAAACGAACCCGUUCGAAGAAUGAACCUCGAGGUCGUCUUUUGAAGCAAUUCUGAGUUUUUUUGAAAAAAAGAAAAACACGAUUUUACACCGAGCUCGAACUUUUCACGUUCUAACGUUUUCCAAAGCAUGAUGAGCAGACUGAUGCGCCUGGUGGAAACAAACAAAAAAACAAUCUGUCUCGAUGUCUUCUCUUUUUCUCUCUGAUGUCUUUCUACCUCCCGUUUUCUCGUCCCUUCGUGUCCUCCCCGUCCGGAUCUCAGAAGGGACGGAACGUGUAGAUACCGCUUCUCUCCGUGUAUCCGUCUGCCUGUGCUGCCCGUACUCAUAUGUACUUAUAUGUACCUGUAAAAAGUUUCUUUUUUGUUGUUUUUGUUUUUUACUUUGUGUAUUUUCAGUUUGGGCCGGACAUAUAUGUAUAGAGACGCUCCGAGGGGAGAAAGUUCUCUCCACCCUGAUACGACAGUGAGAGGACGGAGGUGCAAUAUAAGAAGAGAAGAGAAUUCAGCUACUGAAUGGAACCUCAGAAAACCACCCUUAGGGUACCUUUAUAAUAUAAAUCUACAUAGAAAUCUAUUUAAAAUAACGAGCGUUAACUUAAUGUGAAUGUAUAUAGUAUUUAAAAAGAAGUAAGCGGUCCAAAAAUGUGUUUGCCAAAUAACAGAAACCUUUAAGCGUGUCACGUCUAGGAAUGAUUCUCUCUGAUGUUCUUUUCCUUUCCACUCAUGAAUCCCCGACUCAUGUGAUUCCUCGUACGCAGCCGCGCAUUUCGUCCCCUCUGUUUUACCCCGCGUAGUGUGGAAUCUGUAGACAUAGAUCCAAACACGUCCUGAUGUUCAUGACUGACAGGCGUCUACGCAUCAACGAUGGUGGAAUCAGAUAGAAUCAGCCAGAGGUCAAAGAGAGUAGAAUUGGUGCUGCUCAUGGAGAGACUAGCUAAUGUUGUUCACCUGUGCGCUAAUGUUAAAAGCCCUGCUUUGGGCGUGGCCGACUGCUCUGUGAUGUUGUAUCAAAUGCAGUAUGCAUCGCUAGAUGUGAGAUGAUUGGAUUAACCGAAGCUAACAUUAGAAAAAUUACAUUCAGUGAUAGCCUAGCAGUUAAAGUACUGAACCAGUAAGCAUAAGGUUGCUGGUUCAAACCCCACCUCUGCCAGGUUGCAACUGUUGGGCUCUUAAAGCAAGGCCCUUAACCCUCAAUUGCUUAGACUGUGGAUAAAAGCGUCUGCUAAAUGCUGAAAAUGAAAUGAAUGAACGCUGGUUAAAAUGAGUUCAUAUAAAGCAGUUUUAGACCAGGUUUGAAAUGGAAUUAAUGCUCCACCCUUGCAGCUCUGCCUGUCAGUCAGUAGAAUCAGGUCGUUUUUAAGCUGAUGCAGACGUGCACCAUCAAACAUUAGUUCACAAACACAGUCAGUGACGUCAUGUUAGCAGAGGAAAGCAUUUUCUGUCCCUUGAUGAGACUUCUGACAUGCUAACACUUUCUGUCUGUGCUGCGGUACAUAGCUAUAAUUUUCUGGAUUUCUCCCCUCACCGAGGCAUGUGUCAUUAAUAAAGCGCUGGGUUGUUUUAGAGGGUGAGUCUGACAUGCUGAAAUUGUUGAUCUGCAUUAAAAUAAGCACUCCGAACCGUGCUGAUGUUCAGUCCACAUCCCGUACCUUUAAUACGGACCAAACUUGAAAAGCUUCCUCUCUGUCUCUUCUCAGCGCUUUCCCUCGUUGGCUUGUUUUUAUCUGAAUGAUCUAUUUUCUUAUUGGGAAAUUAAUAUAUUACGCUUUCAGAAUAUUCACCGGCCUGCGGAGCCGCCGGACGCGUGGGUCACUUACAGCGCCGAGGUUUCUCGACCAUCUUCUUUUUUUAUUAGCUACCUCCUGUCCGAGAGCGUGAGAUCCGGAUGUGUUCCGAGAGCCGUGCCAUGCUAGCAGACAUGCGAACCUGACACCAGCGUCUAGCUUUAUUAAAAAAGUGUUCUCGUUUAGUCGUUAGCGGUUAGCGUGACGGGGUGGACAGGUGAUCGUUUUUAAAAUGAAGCGCUCGUAUUACAAACAGCACCACUUAACCACAUUCAGAUACCUUACGUGUAUAAGAAAUUCUAUAAAAGCCAGUAUGUCUUUAUUAAUGCACUAAACUAAGGUGACCAUAUUUAGAUUUUCAAAACAGAGGACACUUGGUUCGGGAAAGGAAGGGGUGGAGGUCAUUUCAUGUGAUUGGUAGCAUUAUGGCAGUGUUUGUGGGGUAAAGGUUUAAAUAUGUUAUUGAACUUUGAAUCUUGGACAUUUUUGUUAAUUUAGAAAUCCUGGGCAGAAGUCUGGGUAAAAAAAGAGGACAUAUGGUCACCCUAACUGAACCGUUUUUAUCAGUCACAAUCAAUUUUAACCUACUUUAAGCUACUUGGUUUAUAUUUAUUAGAUAUUAAAUACAAUGUAGUUGCUUUAACAGUUCAUUUAAUUUCUUCUUAUGGUCGCAACAAUCUGCUACACAGACUAAUCUUUACCCUUCAGUCAACAGUCUGUGAAAUAUCUACAUUACUGCAGUACUGUCGUAGAAGAAGCUUGUAAAAGAAGUAAAAUCAAACAGAAAUCUGUUCGAACUCUCUUAUUCCUAAAUAAACGAUUUGUCCACCCCUCAUCACACAACUUCAUAUAUGUAGUGGAACAUAAACUCAGGCUGAAUAAAGUUUCAAACCAAGACAUUAUGGAAACUUAAUGCUUUAAUGUACCAGUUCAGUAUUCUGUAUAGAAAGAUUUACCAUAGAAAUCGUAAUAACCAAAAGCACCGACCAAAGCGCCUCUCCAUGCUGGGUUAACACAGUGCUUCUCAACCAGGGGGCCUCAGAGAGUCUGGGAGGGGGAUGUGGGGACCUGAGGCAUUUAAUUGAGAAGAUGGGACGGGAAAAUCAAUAUUAUAUUGAUUUCUUGUGAUGUCCUAUAGAUCAAUGUAAACUGCCGAUAGUCUACAGUGGGUCUUCGAGAAAUGACUCACGGAAUAUUUGAUUCGCCCGCCUCAAAAGUGCAAAGGUCAACAGACGGCGACUACGAACGAUUCUGAUUCAGUUAUCAAUGCGGAUUCCAACACCUUUCGUCAUCCUUGCUAAAAGCGUAAGAAUAACAUCAUAACCCGUGUCGAGGGGGGUCCCAGAAUUAAUUUAUGUAUUUUUUUUAAACAGGGGGGUCUAAGAAAAAAAUAGGUUGAGAAGCGCCGAGUUAACAGCAUUUUGGACUUGGAACUAGUGAGAAUUAAGACCAGUGAACCAAAGUGUAGAAAGAACCAGAAUCCAGAUACCAGAUCAUAGCUCAGUCAGUAAGAAUCCAAAGCAUCUGCUAGUCAUGCGCCAAUCUGACGCUCUUUCCGAUUGCAUUAGCUAUGUAAACUAGCCUAGCUGUGUUUUGUUUUAGCAAUGUACAGGUUAGCAUGACGUCAUUGUAUCAUAACCAAGGUAAACAUGUUAGCAUAUGUUAGCACGUGCCUAGUAUCACGUUACUUCUCAAGCUAAUCCGGCUUUAGGAUGUGUCGUUAUCCGUAUCGAGCACGUGCUCUAUGAACUACUUGAAUACUCCAGAGCUUUAAUAUUUAAUACCACGUGAAAUUUCGGCGGCGGUUCGCAUGUCUGCUCCGCUCGUCUCAUUGCGCCUGUGACCAAAGUCGAACCAAAAAAAUAUUACCUCCCGCCGUUUGUCGUAUCCGCGUGUUCUUUGGCGCGGCGCGAGGCACGGCUCUCGGAAACCGAUCAUGUGACCCACGCAAGCUCAGACAGAACCGAACGACGGUACGAUCAGAAUCAGAUAUUAAGAUUUCACUAUGCUCAUCACCUAAACUUUAUUCACACUGUCCGUGAGGGGUAUCGCUGUAAAAUUGGACGCAUGUGGACGUCAUGAAUCAUGCUAUUGUACUGAAACUUUCACACUAAGAAUGCUAGCGUUAGCAAAGCCAGAGUGGACGCUUGUUUCCCCAAUAAAAUACCUUUUUUUACUUUGUUUUUGUAAAGAAACCUAAAGACGAAGGCUUGCUUUAACACGAUUAGGGAAGCAUUACUUUACCGUAUUGUGCAAUACAUCGUUCCGGAUAAAGAGACAUUGCUUCUGUAGGAAAAGGUUGAUGUGAUGAAGAAUUUUUUUCUUUCCUCUUAUCAGUCUCUAGAUGAACUGUGUCAGGAGAAGUUUUGAUUUCCUUCUUGCAUGCUCUCCUCCCUCCUUUCUUGCCCCCCAUCCUUCCCUUACCGCGCCCCGACUGUGCGCUUCGUUGGAUAUGUGACGCUGUAAACAUUCUAAAUCAGGUUAUUGUCUGUGUUGAGAUAUGUAUCUGUGUAAUUAAAA
This is a messenger RNA of Trichomycterus rosablanca, 7281 nucleotides long. RefSeq names its product CBFA2/RUNX1 partner transcriptional co-repressor 3 (gene cbfa2t3). Gene Ontology annotation, molecular function: transcription corepressor activity. The transcript has 13 exons. The coding region runs from base 300 to 2147 and encodes 615 amino acids. The record is from RefSeq and is a predicted model, not a curated record. Gene Ontology annotation, cellular component: nucleus. Gene Ontology annotation, biological process: negative regulation of DNA-templated transcription; DNA-templated transcription. Lineage: Eukaryota; Metazoa; Chordata; Actinopteri; Siluriformes; Trichomycteridae.